UUGAACAAAAACAGACAAAAGAUCUUAUCUUAAAACAAAAAAAUUAAACACGUAACCGGGUCGGGUCUUGCAUAUUAUAAUUCAUUCUAUCUCCUUGUAUCGACUUUCGUUCCAACACGAAGAAGCCAAAUAAAAUUUUCAAUUACAAUCCUCGCCAUGACUGUGCUAUCAUCUGCAGAUCGAGAAAUCACAGAGAAGAAGGUGAAGAGUUCAUAUUUUAAUUUACCUUCUAUGGACAUAUCUGUAGCAUUUCCUCAAGCAACUCCAGCCUCGACAUUUCCACCGUGCACUUCAGACUAUUAUCAUUUCAAUGAUCUAUUGACUCCGGAGGAACAGGCCGUACGGAAGAGAGUGAGGGAGUGCAUGGAGAAAGAAGUUGCCCCGAUCAUGGCAGAGUACUGGGAAAAGGCAGAAUUUCCGUUCCAUAUCGUUCCAAAGCUUGGGGCUAUUGGUGUUGCUGGUGGCUCGAUCAAGGGUUAUGGCUGUCCUGGCCUCUCCAUCACCGCUAAUGCAAUUGCAACAGCAGAAAUAGCUAGAGUUGAUGCAAGCUGUUCGACUUUCAUUUUGGUGCAUUCUUCUUUGGGCAUGCUUACUAUUGCACUCUGUGGAUCAGAAGAACAGAAACAGAAGUAUUUGCCUUCUUUGGCGAAAUUGAAUACUGUGGCUUGUUGGGCGUUGACAGAGCCUGAUAAUGGAAGUGAUGCAAGUGGUCUACGAACAACAGCCAAAAAGGUUGAAGGAGGUUGGAUAAUUGAGGGACAAAAACGUUGGAUCGGAAACAGCACCUUUGCAGAUCUGUUAAUCAUCUUUGCUAGGAAUACGACAACUAACCAGAUCAACGGAUACAUAGUCAAGAAAGAUGCGCCUGGCCUAAAGGCAACAAAGAUGGCGAAUAAAAUAGGCUUACGUAUGGUUCAAAAUGGAGAUAUACUACUACAGAAUGUAUUUGUUCCGGAUGAGGAUCGGUUACCUGGGGUGAAUUCUUUUCAGGAUACCAGCAAGGUCCUUGCUGUUUCACGUGUAAUGGUCGCCUGGCAACCAAUCGGCAUAUCAAUGGGAAUCUACGAUAUGUGUCACAGAUACCUGAAGGAGAGGAAACAGUUUGGAGCACCGUUGGCUGCUUUCCAAAUAAAUCAACAAAAGCUUGUGCAGAUGUUGGGUAAUGUUCAAGCGAUGUUUCUUAUGGGUUGGCGCCUCUGCAAGCUAUAUGAGUCGGGUCAGAUGACUCCAGGUCAGGCCAGUUUAGGAAAGGCAUGGAUUUCAUCGAAGGGAAGGGAAACAGCUUCGCUAGGUCGGGAAUUACUCGGUGGGAAUGGAAUUUUAGCUGAUUUUCUGGUGGCAAAGGCUUUCUGUGACCUUGAACCCAUUUAUACAUACGAAGGGACUUACGAUAUAAACACCUUAGUGACGGCAAGGGAAGUAACGGGAAUCGCGAGUUUCAAACCGGUUUCACGGAGCCGUCUUUAAGGUUAAUUAAGGUUUGUGCAGUGUUUGUUGUUGUCUGUUGGUUACUUUAAUAAUGUAAUGUGGGGCAAAUAAAAUCUAUCUCAAAGGGUCGUGCGCAAACUUUGAUUGCAAUUAUGGAUUCAUGUAACAGGGAAUAGAAUCAUUCCGUAACAUUUUAUUCAAUUCAAAGAAGCAGAAAUAAUAAGUAAAACGUUUGUUGCAUCUC
Eutrema salsugineum is the source of this 1672-nucleotide messenger RNA. Its product is annotated as acyl-coenzyme A oxidase 4, peroxisomal. The transcript is spliced from 13 exons. NCBI's taxonomy places the organism in Eukaryota, Viridiplantae, Streptophyta, Magnoliopsida, Brassicales, Brassicaceae. Gene Ontology annotation, molecular function: flavin adenine dinucleotide binding; acyl-CoA dehydrogenase activity. Gene Ontology annotation, cellular component: peroxisome. The record is from RefSeq and is a predicted model, not a curated record. The coding region runs from base 157 to 1467 and encodes 436 amino acids. Gene Ontology annotation, biological process: fatty acid beta-oxidation.